This is a messenger RNA of Cynocephalus volans (Philippine flying lemur), 1182 nucleotides long. RefSeq names its product Wnt family member 2B (gene WNT2B). NCBI's taxonomy places the organism in Eukaryota, Metazoa, Chordata, Mammalia, Dermoptera, Cynocephalidae. Gene Ontology annotation, molecular function: frizzled binding; cytokine activity. Gene Ontology annotation, cellular component: extracellular region. The coding region runs from base 1 to 1182 and encodes 393 amino acids. Gene Ontology annotation, biological process: multicellular organism development; cell fate commitment; neuron differentiation. The record is from RefSeq and is a predicted model, not a curated record. The transcript is spliced from 5 exons.
AUGCUGAGGCCGGGCGGUGUGCAGGAAGCUGCGCAGCUCCCCUCUCGGCGCACCCGCGCCCCUGACCCCGCGCCCGCGACCAGACCCGCGGCCCCCGACGGCUCCCGGGCUUCGGCCCGCCUAGGUCUUGCCUGCCUGCUGUUGCUGCUGCUGCUGACGCUGCCGGCCCGCGUAGACACGUCCUGGUGGUACAUCGGAGCACUGGGGGCCCGAGUGAUCUGUGACAAUAUUCCUGGUUUGGUGAGCCGGCAGCGGCAGCUGUGCCAGCGUUACCCAGACAUCAUGCGUUCGGUGGGCGAGGGUGCUCGAGAAUGGAUCCGAGAGUGUCAGCACCAGUUCCGCCACCACCGCUGGAACUGCACCACACUGGACCGGGACCACACUGUCUUUGGCCGUGUCAUGCUCAGAAGUAGCCGAGAGGCAGCAUUUGUAUAUGCCAUCUCAUCAGCAGGGGUGGUCCACGCUAUCACUCGUGCCUGUAGCCAGGGUGAACUGAGUGUGUGUAGCUGUGACCCUUACACCCGUGGCCGACACCAUGACCAACGUGGGGACUUUGACUGGGGUGGCUGCAGUGACAACAUCCACUAUGGCAUCCGCUUUGCCAAGGCCUUCGUGGAUGCCAAGGAGAAGAGGCUUAAAGAUGCCCGGGCCCUCAUGAACUUACAUAACAACCGCUGUGGUCGCACGGCUGUGCGGCGGUUUCUGAAGCUGGAGUGUAAGUGCCAUGGUGUGAGUGGCUCCUGUACACUGCGCACCUGCUGGCGUGCACUCUCAGACUUCCGCCGUACAGGUGAUUACCUACGGCGGCGCUAUGAUGGGGCUGUGCAGGUGACAGCCACCCAGGAUGGUGCCAACUUCACAGCAGCCCGCCAAGGCUAUCGCCGUGCUACCCGGACUGAUCUUGUCUACUUUGACAACUCCCCAGACUACUGUGUCUUGGACAAGGCUGCAGGUUCUCUAGGCACUGCAGGUCGUGUCUGCAGCAAGACAUCUAAAGGAACAGAUGGUUGUGAAAUCAUGUGCUGUGGCCGAGGGUAUGACACAACUCGAGUCACCCGUGUCACCCAGUGUGAAUGCAAAUUUCACUGGUGCUGUGCUGUGCGGUGCAAGGAGUGCAGAAACACUGUAGACGUCCAUACUUGCAAGGCUCCAAAGAAGGCAGAGUGGCUGGACCAGACCUGA